Messenger RNA from Plectropomus leopardus (leopard coralgrouper), 3211 nucleotides. RefSeq names its product armadillo repeat containing 1 (gene armc1). Gene Ontology annotation, molecular function: metal ion binding; protein binding. The record is from RefSeq and is a predicted model, not a curated record. NCBI's taxonomy places the organism in Eukaryota, Metazoa, Chordata, Actinopteri, Perciformes, Serranidae.
GAAGAGGACGCAGUCUUCAGCUGAUUUUUGCUCAAAUCUCAGCUUUGUUUAAUACAUCCAGUUUUGGUUUUUGCCCCAUUGAUUUUAACUUUGUUUUUGAAUAGGCCUGUUUUCUUUUGGGGCAUUUUGAUUUUGUUUGAACAAGACAAUCUGGCAAAUGAGUUCAACACCGACACAGCAGCUCUCCUAACAUCCUGCAAUUAAUGGACACCUCAGGAACCCAGGAUCAUCAAACAAAGACAUAGAUUGAAGAGGUUGGUUUGAUGUGCGUGGCAUCAAGACAAGAGGCACCAUGAGUGCGGAGCUGGAUGCACUGACCGUGGUGAACCAGCUGCGAGAUCUUGCUGCAGACCCUCUGAACAGAAGAGCCAUAGUAGAAGACCAAGGCUGUCUGCCAGGUCUCAUCCUUUUCUUGGACCACCCCAACCCACAGGUCGUCUACUCGGCCCUACUGGCCGUGCGCUACCUGGCAGAAUGUCGAGCCAACAGGGAGAAGAUGAAGGGCGAGCUGGGCAUGAUGCUGAGCUUGCAGAACGUCAUGCAGAAGAGUACUUCACCUGGGGAGACAAAGCUGCUGGCCUCUGAGAUCUAUGAGAUUUUGCAGUUAGCUGGUAAAGAAGAGGCUGAAAAGGCCGAAGCAGCGGCCGCCUCCUGCCAGCGUAAAGCCCAGUUCUUCUUGGGCUCCAACAACAAGAGGGCCAAAACUGUGGUGCUGCACAUUGAUGGACUGGAUGAUCCUACCCGAAGGAGCCUUUGCGAGGAGGCGUUGCUGAAGAUUCGAGGGGUCAUCAGCUUCACCUUCCAGAUGGCUGUCAAGAGAUGUGUUGUCAGGAUCCGCUCCGACCUUAAAGCUGAGGCGUUGGGCACAGCUAUCAACUCCACCAAAGUAAUGACGGCGCAGCAGGUGGUGAAGACAGAUGAUGGAGGAGAGCUGAUGUUGCCAUUCCAGGAGGGCUCUGUGGUGCAGGUCGAGGAGAACACAGACAUCCCAGACUACCUGCCCGAGGAGGAGAGUCCGUCCCAGGAGCAGGACAAAGCUGUGACGCGCGUAGGCUCCAUCACAGACGGCAUGGGCUGGCUCAGCACGGCCGCCAACUUCCUGACACGCUCCUUUUACUGGUGACCACUUCCUGUGUUUCUCUCUCUCUUAUCUCAAAUUUCUCUCUAAAGUACCAUCCAGCUGCAGCCUUAGCAUCUCUCAGCCUUGCCCUGGACUAAAGCCCUGCCUCGCAGCCCUACACUAGUCUAGACACCCCCCUCUUUCCGCUAAGCACACAGAAAGCCGGCCACGUGUGUGCGACAAGUGCUGGACUGCCGAGUGGAACCUGCAAUAACUUAAACUUGUGUAUAUAUCGAGCUGCAAAUCCCACUACUGGCUGUAUGUGCACAACUAUAUACUAGCUGCAUAUGUAUCUCACAAGAUAUAGCCAGAGGACUUCAGAUCAGCCGAAACCAAAUAGCAUUCUGGAAAUGUGUACCGUUGCGUUGACAGAGUUGACAUGUGGCAGGCGUAGUGAAUUAUACUGAGGCUGAUUUUAAGUACGUUGACAAUUGGGAGUUACUUUUUUUGUGCAUGAUUUUUGGUUGCUUUCCUUCUGGUGUCUAUUCUCAAAUUAUCUACUUUUUUCCAUCUUUAAUUUCCUAAUUAUUUUUUUCUUCCCCCUGCAGUUUUAUUAGCAUGCUAUUUGUGCCAAUCUUGCCUGAUGCCUAGAUCUGCGAUUAUUGUGUGUGCCUUUUUGACAUUUUACUUUAUUCUUCCAUCAUUCAUUCAAAUAAUUUAAGAGCUCCGAGCAUGUCAUUUAUAACGUUCCCAGGUGGCCCUUUAGCAGCAUUAGCCGGCCUUCCUGAGCUUUUAGCUUAUUGAGGGUCGUCUCUUCAGUAGAAAUAGUAAACUAAACACCAGCAAGUGACCGCAGCCCAUUCAGCUACAUGCAUUAGACUGUUGUAUACUGAAAGAAGAACUUUUAGCUGAUUAAUAUACCACGUCUCACUGCGUUAAGCUGGACUCCUCUGAUGAAGCUAUAACGCAGGAAAAUCCAAAGGAGUUGUGCAGUGGCGAAAAGUUGACUGACAGCUCCUUGUGUUACUCGCACAGAGUUUAGGCUACCUCUGCUUUCAGCCGUCUGUCUCACAUCAGCAUUAUGGUCUUCUGUAGUUUUAGUAAAACUCUGCAUGUAGAAGACAAACCUGUUAGCUGCCUGCUUGUUAAACGCUUACCGGGUUACCUGGACUCCCACCCGACUUUUUUUUUUUUUUACAGUAUUGUAGCUCCACCUGUUCAGUUUAGCCAGCAGUGUCCUUAAAGCAAAGAUCAUGUUGGUGCACGCUCACACACACAUACAGUACAGAGGACUACUAAUGCUGUCUCAUGAACAGUAGUGGGAUACUGGAACAAGGGUGUGGUUAUGUACAUUUUGUAAAUGGUGCCUGAUUCCCUCAAAUCUCAGACCUUACAUGUGAAGGAAAAUUUCUGUUUUUGUAAUACUGAUUUGCAUUUUAAGCCACAAAAAAAGCGUCAAAUGCUAACGCUCUUUGUUCCUUUUCUUUAGCCUUUACAACCCCAUGACUCACACCAGGUUUAAUUAUCAUCUCCUGACUUGCGCGAGUGUCAUUAAUAAUUAUUAUAUACAAUGCUGACCAGGCGACUUUUAUUGUUCUGAUGGUGCGGAGAUGUCACAAUUGGUUGAGGUCAAACAGAUAGAGGAAUGGCACAGAAUGACCUGAAUAAUCUGAACUGAUGGUGGCUCUUCUCUGGAAAAAGCAAUAAUAAUUUUUUUGCAUAAAAUGUAGUUAUCAUAGAUCAGCCUUCAAAAUAACGUGUCUGAAUAAAAGGUAUUAGUUAAAAGUUAGGAUUAUCAUCAGUAUUAAAAAUCUCUUCUUUAUUUGUCCAUUUUGCACAGAAGUAAUCUCUAAGUUGCAUCUUGUAAUUUCAUUUUUAAUAUUUGGUGUCAGCUCAUACUGCAGAGAAAUACUUGAACAUUGUUUCUUAGAACUGUUCUUAUGUGUUGAUCAAAGUGUAAAUUUCCCACAGCUGUUAGAAUAACCACAUCUCUAAAGGACAACAUACCACAAACUAAGUCCUCAAACAUGUAACUUCAUGUGUACAGACUUCAUGUGUCUGUCAUCAAAUGUAAUAUAAUGUAACGCAGAUCUUAAAACUGUAGAUUCCCUUACACUGUUAAUGCAAAUGAUGAUAAACUUAAAAUCAUUA